Messenger RNA from Pseudozyma flocculosa PF-1, 633 nucleotides. RefSeq lists its product as uncharacterized. Lineage: Eukaryota; Fungi; Basidiomycota; Ustilaginomycetes; Ustilaginales; Ustilaginaceae. Gene Ontology annotation, molecular function: Hsp90 protein binding. The coding region runs from base 1 to 633 and encodes 210 amino acids. The transcript has 2 exons. The record is from RefSeq and is a predicted model, not a curated record.
AUGGCGCAACCCGGAGCCCCUCCCGCUCCGACCGAGGAGCAGCUGGCGAUAGCCGAUGCCAACUUCCAGGCGGUGCCGCUGGCAAUCGACUCGGAGAGCGGGACGCUGCAGAGCCCCGUGCCCGGGCUGGACCUGACGAUCCUCAACGCCCUCAUCCGCUCGGUGCGCGGCCUGCCGCCCAACGUGCCCUUCCCGCCGCCGCCCAACGUGGUGCCGCCGCAGCGCUCCAUGGCCAUCAACCAGGCAAAGGAGCAGGGCAACGCCGCCUUCCGCAAGCAGGACUGGGCAGAGGCCAUACGCAUGUACACCCUCGCCGUCGACGUCGCCGCCAGCCGCCCGCUCUGGGAGGCCAACCAGGUCGCCCGCGACGAGCUCAGCCUCUGCCUCGCCAACCGCAGCGCCGCCUUUUUCGGCUGCGGCGACUACAUCGGCGCCCUCUGCGACGCAGACGCCGUCGUCAAGCUCAAGAAGCCCUGGAGCAAGGGCCACUACCGCAAGGGAAAGGCGCUCACCGCCCUCAAGCGCUACCAAGAGGCCAGGGACGCCUACGAGCUCGGCCUCCAGUUUGACCCCGACAAUGCCGACCUCAAGCAAGCCGUCAACGACCUGCCCACCGGCAUCGCCGCCGAGUGA